This is a messenger RNA of Cylicocyclus nassatus, 1311 nucleotides long. Lineage: Eukaryota; Metazoa; Nematoda; Chromadorea; Rhabditida; Strongylidae. The record is from the annotation of a GenBank genome assembly.
AUGCCGUUAUCACGAACCGUUAUGCAUAAAUUGCAAUUUGCUCGUGGUAUCGGACAACGCGAAAUGAUUCGCGCCAAUACGCUACCCAGUAUCACUAGGGCCAAGGUCGGUUGCUUCGCCAGAUUACGAAUUUACGAGGAAAAUGCUCGAUUUAUCCUCAUCUCAUUGCUGUUAGUACUCUACCUCAUGCUCGGUGCCUUACUAUUCAAUCACGUCGAACGGGAAAAUGAAAUUGAGGAGCGGCGACAGUACGAACUCGCACUGUCAAAAUAUCGACGGCGAUACUGUAGGAACUCGUCCGUUGCGUGCGAUUUCGACGAACUCGUCUCGUUCAUUCGCGGUGCGACCGCGAACGGCAUCGCGUCGUCGCGUGAACGUUUCGACUAUCUCGGCUCGUUGUUCUUCUCAGCUACAGUAAUUUCAACCAUAGGUUUCGGAUCAUCAACCCCGCGAACCACCUACGGACGAGUUUUGACGAUAGUCUAUGGUGUAGUCGGUUGUACAAGUUGUGUACUAUUUUUCAACCUCUUUCUGGAACGAUUCGUGACCGCAUUGUCGUAUUUUUUGAGGCAUUUCCAUGAGAAGAAGAUUCAACGGCGGAUGAUGAAAAAUAGUGGCACUAGCAAACCAGUCACGUUACUAAUCAAUAAUGAAGAUUAUUGUGAAUCGGCAAGCUCCUGCGAUGGUCCCAAUGAUGGUUGGCGACCUUCAGUGUACAAAGUGUUCUUCUGCCUGUUCAGUAUCUCAGCGUUAUUGAUUAGCUCAGCCGCUCUUGUAUACUCACAUGCUGAAGGUUGGGGAUUUGUUGAAGCGCUAUACUUCUGUUUCAUCAGUUUUGCAACCAUUGGAUUUGGUGACUAUGUAUCGAAUCAAAGAGAUAUAGUAAAUAUGAACAAGGAUUUCUAUAGAUUUCUCAACUUCAUAUUGCUCACACUAGGCGCUUGUUGUUUCUACUGCCUUUUCAAUGUGUCUUCCAUUGUUGUAAGGCAACUCUUGAACUUUAUGAUCAAGAAAAUGGAUGUGAAGGGUACGAUCUGUUGUCUGAAGAAGAAGCGACGAUACAUGGGAUUAGGAUUGCGACCACCAAAAGGAUAUGAUCAAGCUUCGGAAAGAUCAUCGAUCGAUUAUCAAGAUGGACUGCUAUCGCUGAAAGAGUUCCUUAUGAACAACCAAAGCUCCGUCCUUCUCCUCCAAAAACAACUCAUCAAAAGCGCUAUGAAAAAUGUCAAGGAAAAUGAGGAGCAGAAAAUCUCGGCCACCCGAGUUGGGCCAAUGGGAAUAUUGGAUCAAGCAUUCGGAGAUGAGAAUUAG